CGGAAUCUGACCCUUGCAAGCUUUGAGAGAAGCAUUCUCCUCACACUCUGCAAAACUUUCAAGAAGCACAAGGAGAGUAGAGAAGGCUGCUGGCAACCUUUCUCCUCCCUGCGCUCUGUACCACUUUCAAAGGAGAUGCCUCCAUUCCUGGUGAGGAAUUUUGAUCCUAACUGGUGAAGAAUAUUGGCUCGCUUUGUCUCAAUUGGCCUAACUGGUGACUCUGAUUGUAUGCUGUCACAGGAAUAAAGGCCUGCUGUAUUUUGCAGUAAUGAUCUCAGGUACCUUUGUCCCAAGAGAGAAAAUGACGGCUGAACCAGGACAUGAAUCAACUUUGAGUGUCCAGUUGGACCCAGUAGGUUAUGAACUGGGGAAAGGGACAGGACGAGGCUCAUACAUCCUUGCCCAGGCUGCAGGUAUCAGAGAGUUCUGGGAAAGGACUGCACCACAGCCAGUUAACCAGGAACCAGGCGAAGGUCUGCAACAGUGCUGGGAAGACCAAUGGAAGGGGUUCCUCAGAACAGUGGAGUCCACCCACUUGGAAUGGAGAACCCCACAAAUACUUGGGCCCAUGCUAAGUGGCGACAGCAAGGUUUUUCUGCCCCACUUUGAGGAAGCAGCUGGCACUGGAGAAGAGGUGACUGAACUCCUGACAGGCCUUAGCACAAAGGUCCAGCAGACCAAGAGCAAUUCUUUGGAGAAAGAUAAGCCAGGUUGCAUGAAAGUGAAGGAAGAGAUCCUGGAUGAGGAGACCAGCAGCAUGGAAACGCAGCACCAGUGCUUCAGGCAAUUCAGUUAUCGGGAGGCAGAGGGGCCCCGAGAGGUUUGUAGUCAUCUCUGGGAACUGGGUCAUCAGAGGCUGAAACCAGAAAGAUACACCAAGGAGCAUAUCCAGCUGCCAGAGCCCACAUUGUGGGGAGAUACAAAGAUAUUUCCAGUCCCCAGCAAGGAAGAGGCCCAUGCUGACCAGUCCAUUCAAGAAGAGGAGGAAGUGAAAUGGUUGGAAGGCCUCCAUGGAGCAGAGGAGGAUGGAGAAGAAGACAGGAAGGUGAAAGAAGAAAACUUUGGCAAAGUUCCUGCCACUGCAGAGAGGCAAUGCCAACGUUUCAGGGAGUUCCGCUACCAGGAGGCUGAGGGGCCCCAAGAGGUUUGUUACCAACUCUGGAAGCUCUGUCAUCAGUGGCUGAAGCCGGAGAGACACACCAAGGAGCAGAUCUUGGAGCUGGUGAUCUUGGAGCAGUUCCUGACCAUCCUACCUCAGGGAAUGCAGAGCUGGGUCAAGGAAGGUGGGCCAGAUACCUGCUCCCAAGCGGUGGCCCUGGCAGAAGAUUUUCUGUUCAGGCCACAGGAGGUCACAAGACGGGAAAUACAGGUUUCAGAGUUAUUGAAAGAGGAGGAUGUUUAUUUCCCCGACCCAGAGAAGGCCCUUUCAGACAGCUGGGAGGGACCUCCCUUUAGGGAAAUCAAACAGGAGGAUGACAAAGAUUACAACUUGCUACAUGACAAGAGGAUGUGCAGGAAGGAAAAACAUCAAGCAGAAAAUUUCAGAGAAUCGGAGCUAUGCUGGAUCUUGUCAAGAAACAUGGAGCAGGACAUUUCUCCCUGUCCCGAUCAAGGAGAAAGCCCUGAACACUGGCAGGAUCAUUGCUCGUGGAAAGAAGAGGAGCGAUUAAUCUAUUCUCCGGGAGAUGAGGGCCACGGCGAGAAUAUCGUCCAAAAAAUAAUCCUCAAGGAUGAGCAAGAGGAGGAAUGUGGGGAAGUAUUGAGAUGGAAGCACGAGCUUGUGCUGCACGAUGCCAUCCACACAGGAGUGAAACUGUACGAGUGCUCAGAUUGUGGGAAAAGCUUCAGCCGCAGAGCCCACCUCAUCCGACAUCAGAGAAUUCACACGGGAGAGAAACCAUACAAGUGCCCGGACUGCGGGAAAAGCUUUAAUUGUAGUUCACGGCUUAUUACACACAAGAGAAAGCACACUGGGCAGAAACCAUAUAUAUGCACAGACUGCGGGAAAAGCUUUAGCAGCCGUUCCAACUUCAUUGUGCAUAAGAAAAUCCACACUGGGGAAAAGCCAUACCAGUGCUCAUAUUGUGAGAAAAGCUUUGGCCGCACAUCGCACCUUAUUAGGCACCAGAGCAUCCAUACAGGAGAGAAGCCAUACCGAUGCUCAGACUGUGGCAAAAGCUUCAGCCGCAGUCCCCAGCUAGUUGCGCACGAGAGAACCCACACCGGAGAGAAGCCAUACCAAUGCGCCGAUUGUGGGAAAAGCUUCAGGAAUCAAUCCACCUUCAUUGUGCAUAAGAGAAUCCACACUGGUGAGAAGCCCUAUCAAUGCUCCAGUUGUGAAAGGAGUUUCAGCCGCAGAGCACACCUCAUCAGGCAUGAGAGGAUGCAUACAGGGGAAAAGCCGUACAUAUGUGCAGAUUGUGGGAAAAGCUUCCGUGACUGUUCAAACUUGAUUGUCCAUCGAAGAAUCCAUUCAGGCGAGAAACUGUACAACUGCUCUGCGUGUGGGAAAAGCUUCCGGCACCGAUCACACCUUAGCAGACAUCAGAGGACUCAUACAUAAAAGGCACUGAUUAUUAGCCAAACUCAAAAAUUUUAAUAACCAAAUAUGUACUGGUGAUGCCUUUUUCUAUGUCCAUUAUUUGGCAAUUAAUAAUUAGCCACAGCCAAAAAGAGGAAGCCUGUUUCUCUUUAACCUUUUAUUUAUUUUAUGUACAUUAGCAAUAAAACUUUGGGGUUCAGUGAAUGGAAGUUUUUAUUCCUCCCCAGCCAUCUCCAGUGGUUUAAAUCCAGUACCUGACAUCCUGACUUAAUUUACUAGAGGAAGUCCUCUUGAAAUUUAGUAGUACUUUAGAUUAACUCCUGAGUAGUACUACUGAGAAAAUUAGUCUGGAUGUCAGCUAGUGUAUUAUCUUGAAGAUAAUAAAAAUGUCUAGCACAUUUGUUCUUUUUGUACAGAGGGACGUGACUACUAAAUAUGCCAAAUAAAAAUCAGCCUUAUAAAACUCA
This is a messenger RNA of Hemicordylus capensis (graceful crag lizard), 3009 nucleotides long. Its product is annotated as zinc finger protein 397-like. The record is from RefSeq and is a predicted model, not a curated record. The coding region runs from base 269 to 2563 and encodes 764 amino acids. The transcript has 4 exons. Gene Ontology annotation, biological process: regulation of transcription by RNA polymerase II. NCBI's taxonomy places the organism in Eukaryota, Metazoa, Chordata, Lepidosauria, Squamata, Cordylidae. Gene Ontology annotation, molecular function: DNA-binding transcription factor activity, RNA polymerase II-specific; RNA polymerase II cis-regulatory region sequence-specific DNA binding.